AUGGCGACAUCCAAUGACAAGAUUGAAAAUUGCGAAGUGUGCAAUGCAAGUAAAGCGAAAUACACGUGUCCAAAGUGUGAGGUUAGAACUUGUUGUCUUCAAUGUGUAAACAUUCAUAAAAAAGAAUUAAAUUGUGACGGUAUUCGAGAUAGAACAAAAUUUAUACCAUUAAAAUCAUUUACGGAUUUGGAUGUUCUAAGCGAUUAUAGGCUUCUUGAACAAGUGGGUAGAACAGUUGAGCAACUGAAAAGAGAUCCAUUUAAAAGAUGUACACGUCAAAUCAGUUUACCGAUGCACCUGCAUAAAUUAAAAACAGCUGCAUUUAAAAGGAAAGUUGUUUUGCAAUUUAUGCCACAACAUUUUAGUAAACACAAAAAUAAUACGACAUAUUUAAAUUGGAAAAGUAAUGAAUUAUAUUGGAGAAUAGAAUGGAUUUUUCCUCAAGCAGAAUGUACAAAAUGGAUUACAGAAAGAGUUUUAGAAUCAACAAGAUUAUCAUUACUUCUAGAGGAAAUUUUGGAUCCUAUUAAAUCAGUAGAAAAUAAAAGUGACAUAGAGGAAUUAAAUUUAAGAAUGUGCCUAAAUGAGAAAUUACAAUUUUAUCAGGCAGCUGGUUUAUCUGGAGUAAAAGUUCUAUUAAAAGCAGAAAAAGUUGUAAAAUCAGAUUUAAAGUUCUAUGAAUUGGACAUUACACUCUCAUUAAAAGAAAAUUUAGAAAAUAAAGUUAUAAUCGAAUUUCCAGUAAUAUAUGUAACUUUAAAGGAUCAUUCAUAUAUGUAUGAAAUUGUAGAUACCGAUGAUGAAGAUAUAAGUAAUACAAAAUACAGCGAUAAUAAUAGCAUUGGAUCAAGAAGGAAAAAAAGAAUAUACAAUGGAACAGUGAAAGAAAAAAAGAAUUUACCUGUGAAUUAUUUCUUUAAUUCUGAAUUUUCAGAAUCUGAGGAGGAAAAAUUAAUUGAUGAUCGAAAAAACGAAUGUUCGUCGAGUUUUAAUAUACCUAGUUAUGAUGAAUUAGUCAAAAUGGAACAAUAA
Molecule: messenger RNA, 1032 nt
Organism: Eufriesea mexicana
Lineage: Eukaryota; Metazoa; Arthropoda; Insecta; Hymenoptera; Apidae
Product: box C/D snoRNA protein 1
Exons: 7
Coding region: 1-1032 (343 amino acids)
Biological process (GO): snoRNA localization; box C/D snoRNP assembly; maturation of LSU-rRNA from tricistronic rRNA transcript (SSU-rRNA, 5.8S rRNA, LSU-rRNA)
Cellular component (GO): nucleus; pre-snoRNP complex
Source: RefSeq, a predicted model, not a curated record